GCUCUCCGCCCUCUCCCCAGCGGCAGCGACUCCGGGGAGCGACCGGCAGCAAGAAAACACCUCGACGCCCCCGGGCAUCUCUUCUCUUACCAUGAAGCUCCUGACAGCAGCUUUGCUUCUGCUGUUCAUCGCGAUGUGCUUAGCUAGCGCGGAAGGAGUAAAGUGCAAAUGUACAAGAAAAGGUCCUAAAAUAAGAUUCUCUAAUGUACGGAAGCUGGAAAUAAAACCCCGGUACCCCUUCUGCGUGGAAGAGAUGAUUAUCGUAACUUUGUGGACGCGGGUCCGAGGCGAGCAGCAGCACUGCUUGAACCCCAAACGCCAGAACACAGUGCGGCUGCUCAAGUGGUACAGAGUAUGGAAAGAGAAAGGCAGGGUUUACGAGGAGUAGAAGGAAACAGCGCAAGGAACGGACCAGACUCUCCUGGCUGACGUAGGACCGGACUCUGCAGAAGAUUAUUUCUCUCACAGACAUAAGACACAAAUUCUAUAUUAUUAUAAAGCACUUUUUACCAAGGGUCAGUUUUUACAUUUUAUAGCCGUGUGCAAAAGGCUUCCAGAUUUCAUAAGCAUCUCUUGCACUUCAGAUUUCAUACCCGUCUGCUUUGUACUGAGACUGGGAAAAACCUCAUGCUUUUCAUUUUAAAGAGGUCUUUUUUUUUAUUGUUAUUCAUUCAUACUUCACUAUGAUCGCAAUCGAGCUUUAUAAGCUCAUUAGACAAAUAUUGCUGUUUGUAAAGGUGUUACACGGUUGUGUCCCUCACCCUUCCACGCUGGGAGAGCUUCGGUGCUGUGGUUGUUUGUCGUGUUUGCAGCCUCCGCCACAGCAAGACAAACCGGGGACCGAAGACAGGUUUGCUGGGUAAAAUGCCACUGAAACGCAGUGGGCUGUAGCUGCAGAAGUGAGGUCCCUUAGCAUAUUGUCAAACGAAUACAGACAUCACUUCUUUAACGACCUGAGGUCUUGCUGCAAGGUGAAAUGCACCACAUAAUCCCAUUGAACACUGCGUACGCUAGAAAGCAUUUCUAGGUCAUUUUUAUUACUAAGAAAAUGUUUGUUCUUUUUUCCUCCACUUGAAGUUCAUACGGAAAGUUUGCAGCUGCAGUACUGAGACGUUUUAAGCUUCAAGACUAUUGUGUAUUAUUUCCUAGAUUUGUAGCAAAAAAACCUUUACAAGGUACCUUUUUAUGAAAAAUAUGAUAGGGUAAACAAAUAUCUAUGUGUUUUAGCCACAAUACAAUAUAUUCAUUAUUUUGAAUGUAAUACUUCAAUGUUAAGCGGUGCAUUCCUCUUUUUAAGAUAA
Messenger RNA from Struthio camelus australis, 1301 nucleotides. It is a transcript of the gene CXCL14, whose product is annotated as C-X-C motif chemokine ligand 14. Lineage: Eukaryota; Metazoa; Chordata; Aves; Struthioniformes; Struthionidae. Gene Ontology annotation, cellular component: extracellular region. Gene Ontology annotation, biological process: immune response. The record is from RefSeq and is a predicted model, not a curated record. Gene Ontology annotation, molecular function: chemokine activity.